Molecule: messenger RNA, 2451 nt
Organism: Naegleria fowleri
Lineage: Eukaryota; Heterolobosea; Eutetramitea; Acrasida; Naegleriidae
Exons: 3
Coding region: 1-2451 (816 amino acids)
Biological process (GO): protein phosphorylation
Molecular function (GO): protein kinase activity; ATP binding
Source: RefSeq, a predicted model, not a curated record
AUGAUUCAAGCACAAGAUUGCACAUUCAAUAAUAUUCCUGAAUUCCUAGUUGAGAAAUUCAAUUUUAUGACCAUACAUGGAUGCUCGCUCACAAACACACGUAUUACGGCCAGUUUUGGAGAGUCUGCUGUCAUUCAAUUCAGCCGUGCCACAAGUUCCAGUAGUUUAUUCACUGUUAAGGGAGUUGUGAGUGUCACCAUUCAAUAUAAUGAAAUUUAUGACAAUUUUAUGCCUCUUGACACGGAUAGUCGAGCAAUUUUUGAUAUUGUACUCUCUGAUUUUGUGUAUGUGUAUCGAACGAAUAUUAGAGGCAGCUCCAAGAAAGCCAUUUACAUUGAUGAAGCCAACUCUAUUUUUGUCAGAGAGAGUAAUUUUGUGAACAAUCAAGGAGGAAUAUUCAUUAACAAAGUGGUACGAUUUUCGUCAGGAUUAGAUAGGAAUGUUGUAAAAAUAUGGAACUGUCAAUUUGUGAACAAUACUCAUUCAGGAGAUGGAGGAGCAGUCAAUAUUCCAAAAGCAGAUGGAAUUGAGAUUUUUGAUUCUAUCUUUUUGAAUAAUGUGGCACGAAAUGGAGGAGCAAUUUUUAUGUCUCAUGGUUUUGGAGAAAUUUCAAAUUGUACAUUUUCAAAUAAUGUGGCUCUAUCAAGAGACAGUAUUGGAACUACUGGAAAUGGAGGAGCAGUAUAUUUGAAUGACAUGUACGAAAUCAAUAUUCACAGUUCUAAUUUUAUUCAAAAUCAAGCCACUAAGGGAGGAGCAAUUUUCAUGUUGAAAAAGAAGGAUUUACUAUUUCUAGCUCUCCAAUUCAAUCUGGAUUGUGUUGACAACACAGCCAUUUAUUUCGGACAUUGUUUUUACUCAGACCAAUCGGUUGAUCUUUUUGGAUAUUUGAAUUUCAACAAGAUUCGUGGUGCUGAGGUUGGAAAUUAUCAAAUUUCUACAUCUUUUACUUCAAUCACUGGAUGGUCUUUCAACAAUGCCCAACAAACAAGAGAGUCCAAGAUUUAUCUAUUUCCAGGACAAGUCAUUUCCAUCUCAUUUGGAAUUGUUGACUAUUUUGGGCAAAACAUUUCUCGACUUCAACAACAGCCAAUACUCUCUGCAGAUGAUGACGACAUGAUUCUUCCAACUGUUGAUUUUUCCAAAAACAAUAAUAGUGUUGAAAGAUUAUACUUUGAAAUUAGAGAUGCAUCUGUGAAAUAUUUUAAUUUCUCAAUUUCAUUCCCUGGAACCAGCAUGAGUGCACCAACAUUUGAAGUGCAUGUACAGGAUUGUCCACCUGGUUUCUAUCUUUCAACCAUUUCUUCUGCAUCUCGUCGUCAUAUUUGUCAAAAAGAUCUUCCAUGGCCUGUGAUCAUUCCUCUCAUCGUUUUGGGAUCAUUGUUAGUUUUUUCUUUUGGAAUAUUUAUUGGAAUUGUGGUUCUGUAUUUUGGAUGGCGUAUUGUGACUCGAUUGAGACAAUUGAAUCAAAGAGAAAAAGCUGAGAAAAAACUGGAAAAGAAAUUAUUGGACAAGAAGUUUAUCUUUUCAGGAGAUCACAUUGAAUUAUCAAAUUAUGAUUUACAGACCAAAUUGCUUGAUGAUUCUAUGAUGGAUUCUACUGGAUCUAUUAAUAAGAAAGACAAGAAACUCGCUAAAAAAGAUACAUUUAUCAUUCCAAUUGACACAAUUGAUGUGAUUAAAAAGAUUGGAGAAGGUGCUAAUGGAAUUGUGUAUUUAGGCAAAUGGUCCGGAACAGAGGUUGCCUUAAAGAGUUUAAAAUUCGAUUCGAACGAUGAUUCGAGUCAAGACAACGAAGAGUUUGAGACAGAAGCCGCUCUUCUUAGUGAUUUGAGACAUCCUUCCAUUGUUUACUUUUAUGGAGUUGCCAUGAGUAAAUCUGUCAAGUACAUGGUUGUGGAAUAUCUCUCAAAAGGAUCUUUAGAUAAGGCAAUUUAUAAUUCAAAAAUGGGAAAAGAAAUUUUGACAUUGGAAACUAAAAUUUUAAUUCUGAAAAGUGUUGCAUCAGGAAUGAGUUAUCUGCAUUCCUUAAAGCCCUAUGCCAUUAUUCAUAGAGAUUUGAAACCUGCCAACAUUUUGUUAGAUGGAGCCAUGAAUGCUAAAGUCUCAGAUUUUGGCUUAUCCAAACUCGUGUCAACCAAUGCUACAGCCACCAUGACCACUAAUUUAGGUACCUUGUUUUAUAUGAGUCCUGAAAUUUUAGGUGAUUCGAAUGAAAAUUCCAUCACCACCAAAUUGGAUGUUUAUAGUUUUGCCAUUAUCAUGUAUGAAUUGUUUUUUGAGGAGAAUCCUUAUUUGGAUGCUCAUUCAGAAAAGAUUCAUCGAUUUACUCCAGCAGAUAAUUCCGACAAGUCAUCAUGUUUCAAUAUUCCAGCAAAAGUGAUUAAGGGUUUCAGACCUAAAAUUCCAUUUUCAAAUGAGGAAGAACAACGAAUUUGGAUUUCAGAGUAA